AUGUCUGACCCAAGAGAUGUGAUUGUCGACAAAGAGAGAGAUAGUGUCAUCAUCUGCGAUAAUUCAAAUAGAAGAGUGGUUCAAUGGCCUCGUCAAAACGGGACAAGUGGAGAAACGAUCAUCUCCAACAUCGAUUGCUUGGGUUUAACAAUGGACGAGAAUGGAUCUCUCUAUGUCGUUGAUUUUGAAAAGGCUGAAGUGAGACGAUAUCAACGAGGAGAAUAUCAAGGAACAGUGGUUGCAGGUGGUAAUGGAGAAGGAAAUCGUCUCGAUCAACUGUUUCGUCCAACAUACGUAUUCGUCGAUCGAGACCAUUCAAUGUACGUAUCGGAUUAUGGAAAUCAUCGUGUGAUGAAAUGGAGGGAAGGCGCAGAAGUUGGUAUUAUCGCGGCUGGUGGUCAAGGAGAAGGAAAUGGUCUUACACAAGUGUGGAAUCCUCGAGGAGUCAUUGUCGAUCAAUUGGGCACUGUCUAUGUGGCUGAUUGUGGGAAUGCUCGAAUCAUGCGUUGGCUCAAAGGAGCCACACAAGGAAGUGUCAUGGUAGGGUGCAAACGGUGA
Messenger RNA from Rotaria socialis, 558 nucleotides. NCBI's taxonomy places the organism in Eukaryota, Metazoa, Rotifera, Eurotatoria, Philodinida, Philodinidae. The record is from the annotation of a GenBank genome assembly.